Molecule: messenger RNA, 1558 nt
Organism: Cicer arietinum (chickpea)
Lineage: Eukaryota; Viridiplantae; Streptophyta; Magnoliopsida; Fabales; Fabaceae
Product: F-box protein CPR1-like
Molecular function (GO): protein binding
Source: RefSeq, a predicted model, not a curated record
UGAUUAAUUGAACCAACACUUACAAUUUCAAUGACAAAUUUAUCGAUUUACUCUUGAAAUAUAGAUAUACCAAAAAUGGAAAAGCUUGGAAGAAUAAAAAUAUAUAUAUCACAGUUCGGAACAUUUGCUUUGCUCAUCCUCAACUCAACUAAUUUCACUAUUUGUGCUGCAUUGUUCUCAAGUCGAGGGAGAUAGCAAUUUCAAUUCAUGGCUGUUGUAAAAACCUCCCACAUACCCAACGACCUUGCUCUCUCUAUAUUGUCCAAAUUGUCUAUUAAAUCCCUCAAUCGAUUCACAUGUGUUCAAAAAUCAUGGUCUCUUUUAUUCCAAAACCCUGAUUUCAUGAACAUGUUCCGCACCAAUUUCAUAUCCAACCAUGAUGAGGACGAAGACAACAUGACGUGUCUCCUCCUAAAGGAAAGGACACGGACGAUUGCCUUUGGCAAUCACAACACGAUGUACACGCUUUCUAGUGAUAAGUUUGAGGAUAUGGUAAGAUUAGACUGGCCAUCUCCUUUUCAAGAGAAUGAUUCACAUAUUGAAAUUUUGGGUUCUGCUAGUGUUAAUGGCAUUCUUUGUCUCCACCAAGAAGGUACUGACAAUGACUCAACAACUAUAUUCUGGAACCCUGCUACCGGGGAGUUUAAGAUCAUUCCUCAUAGCCUUCAACCAUAUGAUGACAUUGAGUUUAAUCAUCGUCCUGAGGCAUUUGGUUAUGAUCGUGUUAGAGAUGACUAUAAGCUGAUUCGGUAUGCCCAAUAUCCUGAAGACUUUGAAGGUAAUUGGGUUUAUGUGCCUGAGAAGAAUAGCACUUUUUGGGAAUUUUGUGAUAUAUAUGGUGAUGAAAGUUUAUGGGAGGGACGAGUAGUAGAGAUGUAUGACCCUUUCUGGGAGAUAUAUAGUCUCAAAAGUAACUCUUGGAAGAAGCUCGAUGUGGUCGAUAUGCCUGUUCCUUGGCCAGGUAGGUCUCUCGUGAACUUGAAUGAAUUGAGUCAUUGGCUGGGGUUUGAAAGGAAUAUGUUAACUUUUGACUUUAGCAAUGAGAAAUUCUAUGCAACAAAUUUACCCUUAGAAUCAGAUACGAUAUAUAACUAUUGGAUCGAAUUUGAUCUUAUGGUGUUGAAUGGGUCUGCUGCUUUCAUAUGUAGCUAUGACGAAACUAAAUAUUUUCAUAUAUGGAUUUUGGGUGAACUUGGUGUUCAGGAAUCUUGGACUAAACUCUUCAUUGUCGGACCCUUAACUUAUAUUAGGCGUCCUAUUGGAUCAGGGAAGAGGAGUUAUUUAUUCUUCACUACAAAAGACAAUGAUCUAGUCCAGUUUGAUUUAAGUACCCAAAGAUUUGAGGAAAUAGAGAUUUAUGUGCCACAGGUCAUAACCUACAAGGAAAUUCUUCUUCCAAUUGAAGGAAUGAAUAAUUAAGUUUUUGUAGUCCCAAGAGAUUUAGGGAUAUGGUUAUUAGAUUUUGUAGUCCCAAUUGAAGGAAUGUUAUUUGGUAAUGUUUCAUUUGCGUAUGUAAUAUUUAUCUUCAAUGAAUAAACAACAAAUUCGUAUUCAAUUA